ACCAUAUUGGUUACUUCUCCAUCUUAUUUUCCUUUCUACACUUUUUUGUACACACUAAACAUAUGAAGAAAAUUGAAUACUCAAUUAAGACAACAUCUUGUUCACAAGACAACACCUGCGAUCAUUCUCAAAGCCACCCACAAGGCCAUAGCAUCGCAUUCAGUACUACGUUCACAUUGAAAAUGAAGGAGAGGUGAGAAGGUGCAGCACGAAUCCACAUUGUCCACUGAAUCUAGCCACUAGCCCCAACCCUAUAUAAUCUCACCUUCUCUUCCAACAAAUUUCAACACUCCUCAAUCCUCAUUCAAACACUCCACUCACAUGGCGAGAAAAUGCAGCACCAACACCAUGGAUCCAAACAGCGGUUUCAACUCCGCUUCCAGAACCUUCCACAGCCUCAGACCCCCACUUAACCUCCCUCCACCCUCCGCCACCCUCUCCGCCGCAGCCUACACUCUCUCCCUCCGCCGCAACUCGCCCUGGUCAGACUCAGAAAUCGCCCUGAUAGACUCAGCCACGAGUCACCAACUCACAUACUCUGAUUUCAUCCAACGUUCACAAAACCUCGCUUCCAACCUCGCUAACCUCCACGGACUCACCAAAGGUCACACCGCGUUCAUUCUCUCACCGAAUCUCACGCAAGUCCCGAUCCUCUACUUCGCGCUACUCUCAAUCGGCGUGGUCCUCUCUCCGGCGAAUCCAGCCUCCACGCGCUCCGAGAUUUCGCAUUUGCUCGCGCUCUCGAAACCGGUCAUCGCAUUUGCGACGUCGUUUUCUGCUCACAAGCUCCCAAACCUCCCAUUGAGAACGAUUCUCCUUGACUCGCCCGAGUUCGACUCGCUCAUGACGGCGGUCGCUUCCUUGGCCGCGCCGCCGGCCGAGGAAGUCAGACAGUCCGACUUGGCUGUGGUUUUGUACUCGUCCGGGACCACCGGGAAGGCGAAGGGAGUGAUGCUCACGCACCGGAACCUGACGGCGGCGAUGGCGGCGUACGACGCAGUUCGCGUGCAGACGGAGAGGCCCGCGGUGUUUCUGCACACAGUGCCGUAUUUCCACGUGUACGGGUUCACGAGUGUGAUGAGGUCGGUGAUGAUGGUGGAUACGGUGGUGGUGAUGGGGAGGUUUUCUUUGGGGAAGAUGCUGGCGGCGGUGGAGAGGUUUGGGGUGACGAACCUUUCGACGGCGCCGCCGUUGGUGGUUGCGAUGAGCAAGGAGGGGGUGACGGAGGGGUAUGACUUGACGUCGUUGAAAGGCAUCUCUUGUGGCGGCGCUCCGCUUGGAAAGGAGACCGUCGCGGCUUUCAAAUCGAAGUUCCCCGGAACACUGCUGGUUCAGGGAUAUGGAUUAACUGAAUCAACGGCUGGAAUCAUCAGAACAACAGGUCCGGUGGAGGCCAGCCAGCCAGGAACAACAGGCAGGCUACUAGCCGGAAUUGAAGCGAAAAUAGUGAACACCGAGACAGGAGAGGCCAUGUCUCCUGGUGAACAAGGGGAACUCUGGCUUAGAGGACCACUAAUUAUGAAAGGUUAUGUUGGUGAUCCAGAGGCAAAUUCUGCUACUUUGGUGGACGGGUGGCUGAGGACUGGGGAUCUCUGCUAUUUUGACAAUGAAGGUUUUAUGUAUGUUGUGGACAGGUUGAAGGAAUUGAUCAAAUACAAAGGAUACCAGGUUGCUCCUGCAGAGCUAGAACAUUUGCUCCAGUCACACCCAGAUAUAAAGGAUGUUGCAGUUAUUCCAUACCCUGAUGAAGAUGCUGGCCAAGUGCCUAUGGCUUUUGUAGUGAGACAGCCACAAAGUUCCAUUGGCGAAGCAGAAAUAAUAGAAUUUGUAGCCAAACAGGUGGCACCAUACAAGAAAAUAAGACGUGUAGCAUUUGUCGAUUCCAUACCAAAGAAUGCAACUGGAAAGAUUCUAAGAAAGGACUUAAGUAAAAUUGUCCUCCAACAAUCUUACUCUAGGUUGUAAUGCCUUACAAGGCAAACUGUUUCCAUUUUCCGCUAAAAUUAGCUGGUAGUUAAGUAAUUUAAAACAAAUGAUUCGUCUAAAUAUUCAAGUGAACCUUGCAUACUCAAAGCUCACCAAGUAAUACGAGGUUACGAGGAUCAAGUAA
Molecule: messenger RNA, 2110 nt
Organism: Lotus japonicus
Lineage: Eukaryota; Viridiplantae; Streptophyta; Magnoliopsida; Fabales; Fabaceae
Product: 4-coumarate--CoA ligase-like 9
Exons: 6
Coding region: 322-1965 (547 amino acids)
Molecular function (GO): CoA-ligase activity
Source: RefSeq, a predicted model, not a curated record